AGAAGCCAUGAUGAAUCUGUAUAUUGUAUAUUUCUUUGACAAAUGACUCAUACUCAAUAAACUAUGAUGAAGACUAGAAUUUCUAUACUUUAAUUGUAGUGACUAAGCCUAAGAGAAAAUAAGAAAAUAAAUAAAAUAAUGUCUUCCUUUGACAUUUGAACUUGCUGAACAAGUUAGAUGACGCCAUGGAUUAUUUUACUUCUAUAUAUAGACUUGGAGGUUAGUGUUGGCUAAGGCAAACACAAGCUAUUAUGGCAGAUUUGAAAGUCCAUGGAUUUUGGUUUAGUCCUUAUACUUGGAGGGUAAUAUGGACCCUGAAGCUAAAGGGUAUGCCAUAUGAGUACAUAGAGGAAGAUAACUCCAACAAGAGUCCUCAACUUCUUAAAUACAACCCAGUUCACAAGAAGGUUCCGGUGCUUGUUCAUGCCGGAAAACCCAUAUGUGAGUCCAUGAUCAUUGUUGAAUACAUUGAUGAGUUAUGGUCUCAGAAUUCACUGGUUCCUGCUGAUCCUUAUGAGAAAGCUGUGGCACGGUUUUGGGUUAGAUAUGUCGAGGACAUGAUUUCUGCAGCUGCAGCACAAGUCUUCAGUAACGCUAAUGGUAGUGAAGAGCAACAGAGGGUUAUAAAUGAUAUAUGGCAAGGAUUCAGAGUUAUUGAGGAUCAGUGUUUUGGUAACCACAAGAAAUAUUUUGGUGGUGACACUUUGAACACUCUGGACAUAGCUUUUGGGUCUUUUGUGAAAAUUCUUGUGGGUCUAGGAGAUGUGUUUGAAGUGAAGAUGCUACCAGCUGAGAGUUUCCCUCGCUUGCAUACAUGGUUUAACAAUUUCAUGGAUGUUCCGAUCAUAAGAGACAAUAGCCCUGACCAUGAGAAAUUGGUGUCUACUUUGAAGUAUUUCAUGGAAAAAGCUUUGGGAUCUUCAUCUUCCUAAGAAAACGAUAUACAAAGCAUCUGUAUCCUUUAGAGUCAUCUUGCGUGUGUGUUCCUUAUGUUACCAGUCUCUGUUUGGAUUUUUCUUGAUGUACAAGCUCAGUUAGAAAACUUACUGUAAAUAGAAAAUAGUUGUAUAUCAAUUACACAGUUUCUACAUUCUGUUUUAGUAGUCAGUUAGUUUGUAACUACUUGGUUGAACUAUAAGUAGUUUAGUUAAAGCCACUGGGAUUUAGCAAGUGCUAACUGCUAAGGGGCACUCAUAAUUUAGUUAUGGAUUUAAAUCUUACUAGUACAUGAAACUAUGCCCUUGUAAAAUAAUUGUUGGAGCUGAAAAUAUUACAGUUUAGGAUUUGUAUGAAUAUGUUACAGUUGUGAUAUAUAAAAUAUUAUUAAAUGCAUCCUUAUAAAAUAUCA
Lotus japonicus is the source of this 1348-nucleotide messenger RNA. RefSeq names its product glutathione transferase GST 23-like. Gene Ontology annotation, biological process: glutathione metabolic process. Bases 252 to 932 code for a protein of 226 amino acids. Gene Ontology annotation, cellular component: cytoplasm. NCBI's taxonomy places the organism in Eukaryota, Viridiplantae, Streptophyta, Magnoliopsida, Fabales, Fabaceae. The record is from RefSeq and is a predicted model, not a curated record. Gene Ontology annotation, molecular function: glutathione transferase activity. The transcript is spliced from 2 exons.